Messenger RNA from Microthlaspi erraticum, 429 nucleotides. Lineage: Eukaryota; Viridiplantae; Streptophyta; Magnoliopsida; Brassicales; Brassicaceae. The record is from the annotation of a GenBank genome assembly.
AUGGGUAAGACAAGGGGUAUGGGAGCUGCACGCAAGAUCAAGAAGGAUCGGACUAAGCAGAGGUGGGCAGACAAGACAUACAAAAAGGCUCACCAGGGAAAUGAAUGGAACAAGCCUUUUCAAACUACUUCUCACGCUAAAGGAAUCGUCCUUGAGAAAAUAGGACAAGAGGCUAAGCAGCCAAACUCUGCUAUCCGUAAGUGUGUUAGAGUUCAGCUUAUCAAGAACGGAAAGAAGAUUUCUGCUUUUGUUCCCAAGGAUGGUUCUUUGAACUUCAUUGAGGAAAAUGACGAGGUCUUGGUUGCUGGAUUUGGCCGUAAGGGCCAUGCUGUGGGAGAUAUUCCCGGAGUUAGGUUCAAGGUCGUGAAAGUUUCUGGUGUUUCCCUCUCUGCUCUCUCCGAUGGAAAGAAGGAGAAGCCAAGGUCUUAA